AUGCGGGCAAACUGGAUAGCUGCUAUCAGCGUAGCUGUUGCGGUGAUACUUCCGCAACUUCCCGGUACAGAAGCAGCAGCAGUCCGUUCUGAUUCCUAUGACGCUCAAGCCCAAGCCAUUGUGGACAAGUUCUCGAUCCAGGAAGUGAUCGGACAGAUGACCCAAGUCGACAUCAGCACUGUGAUGAACUCGGCAAACAACACGCUGGACGAGGCCAAAGUUCGUGCUCACGCUCGACUCUACAUCGGAUCGUACCUCAACUCGUACUUCUCCGAGCGUCGGGGGAACGGAACUGGUUGGACCGCCACGGAAUUCCGGGAGCUGGUCCAGCGUAUCCAAGAGAUCUCCAUGGAGGAGAAUGGUGGCCACCCGAUCCUGUACGGUCUGGAUUCGGUGCACGGUGCCAACUACGUCGGUGGAGCCGUCAUCUUUCCGCAGCAGAUCAACAUGGGUGCAAGUUUCAAUCCCGAGCUCGUGUACCAAGCAGGACAAAUCACGGCUCGUGACACGCAAGCUGCUGGCAUCCCGUGGAUCUUCGGACCGAUCCUGGAGAUCUCGUACAAUCCGUUGUGGGCUCGUACCUACGAGACCUUCAGUGAAGACCCCUAUGUUGUCUCGGUGAUGGGCGACGCUCUCGUUCGCGGUCUCCAGAGCUAUGAACAAACUGCAGCCUGCAUGAAGCAUUUUAUCGGAUACUCCAAGACCAGUACUGGCCACGACCGCGAUGGCAUCAGCCUGUCGGACUUUGACCUUCUUAACUACUACAUGCCGCCGUUCAAAGCAGCUAUUGACGCUGGUGCCAUGACGAUGAUGGAGAAUUACGUCUCGAUCAAUGGUGAACCAGUUGCUGCAAGCUCCCGCAUUCUGAACGACCUGCUUCGGACGGACCUUGGAUUUGAUGGUUUGCUGGUUACGGAUUGGGCUGAGAUCAACAAUCUCAAGGACUUUCACCGUGUCGUGAAAACCCAAGAGGAAGCCGUGGCUUUGUCGAUGAUGCAGACAUCGAUUGACAUGAGCAUGGUACCCACUGACACGAACUUCAUCGGCCACGUGAAGAAAAUGCUGGAGAAGCACCCGGAAGAGGAAGCUCGUCUACGAGAAUCGGCGACGCGGAUUGUGAGGACGAAGUUGCAGCUGGGGUUGUACGAGAACCCGGUCCCUGGUGAACAGUACGUCUCGAUGGUAGGCAGCGACGACGACCUGUACGCAGCUCUGACAAUGGCUCGUGAAUCCAUUGUGCUCCUGAAGAAUGCUGACAACGUCCUUCCGCUGCAAAAAGACGCGUCAGUCUUCCUCACGGGCCACUCUGCUGACAAUGUUGGCUUCCAGUGUGGUGGAUGGAGCAGAUCUUGGCAAGGAUACUCGGGUAACGAGUUGUUUCCUCACGGCAUCAGCGUUCGCCAGGGCUUUGAAGACUUGGUUGGCAACAACUCGUUCACCCACUUCAACGGUUUGCAAGCGAACGGCAGUAUUUCGGACGCGGACUUGGCAACAGCUGUGAAGCUUGCUAGCGAGCACGAGUACACGGUUGCUGUGAUCGGCGAGGCAACUUACACUGAAAAGCCAGGGGACAUCAAUGACUUGGCACUACCUGCCGGUCAGGUGAGGUACAUUGAGGCUCUCAGUAAGACGAGCACCAAGGUGAUCGUCGUCUUGUUUGAAGGCCGCCCUCGUCUACUUGGUUCGAUCCCGACGAACGCGGUGGCUAUCAUUGAUGGCUUAUUGCCGUGCGAGCUCGGGGGCCAAGCAAUGGCUGAGAUCAUCUUUGGUGAGGUGAACCCGAGCGGUCGACUACCGCUCACGUACCCGAAGGACCCGGCAAACAUUGCCAUUCCGUACAACCACCUCGUCAGUACCCGCUGUGCCAACGACAACUGCGAGAUGGAAUUUGAAUUCGGAACGGGUCUCAGCUACACGCAGUUCAACUACACUGGUUUGAGUCUGGACGCGACUCGGCUGACUAGUGUAUCCGCAACCGUCACUGCGACAGUGACGGUGACGAACACGGGAAGCCGUGCCGGUAAGGAGACGGUGAUGUUAUUCGUGAUCCAACCGUACCGCUUGAUCUCAGUGCCGGAGAUGAAGCUUCUGAAGAAAUUCAAGAAGAUUGAGCUGCAGCCUGGUCAGUCGAUGGACGUCUCGUUCACGCUGACAACGGACGACUUGAGCGUCUAUGACCCGCAGAUCGGCCACGGUUUGAAACGCGUGUUCGAAGACAGCGACUAUGUCGUGGCUUUCAAGCCGGAAACGAAUUGUGACGUGUACAACGACAACUCAAAGCACCCGUUGUGUGCCAAGUUCAGCGUUGACACUAGCGGUCGUGCAACGCGCGUCAACACGAAGGAUGGCGAUGGCCCAGGGUUCUUUGACGCCAGCGAUGACGGAGGUUUACCGCUCUUGACCUUUGUGUGA
Messenger RNA from Peronospora matthiolae, 2412 nucleotides. The record is from the annotation of a GenBank genome assembly. Lineage: Eukaryota; Oomycota; Peronosporomycetes; Peronosporales; Peronosporaceae.